Acipenser ruthenus (sterlet) is the source of this 4046-nucleotide messenger RNA. RefSeq names its product LIM/homeobox protein Lhx5-like. Lineage: Eukaryota; Metazoa; Chordata; Actinopteri; Acipenseriformes; Acipenseridae. Gene Ontology annotation, biological process: neuron differentiation; regulation of transcription by RNA polymerase II. The coding region runs from base 405 to 1583 and encodes 392 amino acids. The transcript has 5 exons. The record is from RefSeq and is a predicted model, not a curated record. Gene Ontology annotation, cellular component: nucleus. Gene Ontology annotation, molecular function: DNA-binding transcription factor activity, RNA polymerase II-specific; RNA polymerase II transcription regulatory region sequence-specific DNA binding.
GAAGUGCAUGAGGUGAGGCGAAAAAAGUACCUUCCAAUCCCUGCGCCUAACCAGCCACUAGGAUCAUUCAUCAGCUCCAUCUUCAUCGAGUACUUCAAUCAAGCAGACAGUAUCUACUCUGCCUCGCCAAGAUAACCCUGAGGAUCAGUAUGAAGGACCAGGAAUAAAGUAGUAAACCCCACAUUUGCAUCGGACACCGAGGAGGAUUUCCCCCACUUUUGCCACUUUGGAGAAACCGGACGGCACCGGAGAACCCGUAAGGCGUAACCCUAUUCUAUUUGGUGCUUCAGGUGCAGCCAACACGUUGUUCCACGCGGAACAGAGGAGGCACAGCGGCGGCAGCAGCAGCAGCAGUGAAGAGCGGGCCAGUGGGUUUAUUCGUUUGCCUUCAGGACAGCGGGAUAAUGGUGCACUGUGCGGGCUGCGAGAGGCCCAUCUUGGAGCGCUUUUUAUUGAACGUGCUGGACCGAGCUUGGCAUGUCAAGUGUGUCCAGUGCUGUGAAUGCAAGAGCAACCUAACGGAGAAAUGCUUUUCCAGGGACGGCAAGCUUUAUUGCAAAAAUGACUUUUUCAGACGGUUUGGUACGAAAUGCGCCGGCUGCCUCCAGGGUAUCUCCCCGAGCGACCUCGUGCGGAAGGCGCGGAACAAGGUGUUCCACUUGAACUGUUUUACCUGUAUGGUCUGCAACAAGCAGCUUUCCACGGGGGAGGAAUUGUAUAUAAUUGAUGAAAACAAGUUUGUGUGUAAAGAAGAUUAUGUGAACACUUGCGCCAUUAAGGAAGUCAAUUUAAAUUCAGUGUCUUCGUGUACAGACAGAAGUUUAUCACCAGACCUCCAAGACCCCACAAACGAAGACACUAAGGAAACGGACAAUUCCACUUCUUCAGACAAGGAAACGAACAAUAAUGAGAACGAGGAGACGAACUCGACCACGAAGAGGAGAGGCCCGCGGACUACUAUUAAAGCGAAGCAGCUGGAGACGCUGAAGGCGGCCUUUACAGCCACCCCCAAACCUACCAGACACAUCCGGGAGCAACUGGCACAGGAGACCGGCCUCAACAUGAGAGUCAUCCAGGUGUGGUUCCAAAACCGGCGGUCCAAAGAGAGGCGAAUGAAACAGCUGAGCGCGCUGGGGGCAAGGAGGCAUGCCUUCUUCAGGAGCCCGCGGCGCAUGAGGCCGCUGGGCUCGCGGCUUGAUGAAUCCGAAAUUAUGGCGUCUGGGCCUUAUAACUACUACGGAGAAUACCAAGGAGAUUACUACGGGCCUCCUGGAAACUACGACUACUUCCCUCACGGCCCUCCCUCCUCGCAGGCUCAGUCCCCAGCCGACCCCAACUACCUUCCCGGCUCAGGACCUGGCCAGCUGGAGGGCCCUCUCUCAGGGCACCACCCCUCAGAAAACCAAAGGUACACGGACAUGAUCUCACACCCAGACACCCCUAGCCCCGAGCCGGGCCUCCCUGGGCCCCUGCACCCCAUCCCUGGGGAGGUGUUCAGCGGGGGCCCCAGCCCACCCUUCUCGGGCUACAACGCCCCUCUGUCCCACCCAGGCCAGGAAAUGAGCGAAACCGCUGUGUGGUAGAGGCCUGCUCACACCAUUCUGGUAUUGCCAAGGAACUUUCUGAACUUGUUUGAGAAAAAUAUCACAUCCGGACCUCUAUACCAAAAUAGAAAGCGAUAUGGAUCCUGAAGCAGUCUUGGACAGUCUGUGUGAAGGUGGAGAGACAAGGACUGAGAUCACCUGCACAGUGGUGCUCCAUCAUCGCUGUAGCUUUCACAGGGAAUCAAGCUGUUCAUGCAGCCAUGCUGGGUCCUGGUUGCCUGUGUGAUUUCUGUUUAUUUUAUCAACAUGCUAUUCGACAAAUUCUCCCAAUGCAGAUGCUGUUUUCUGCACUGUCAUUCAAGUGUGGGAGAUGCAGAGCAGCCCUAUGAUAUCCCAGUCACUGUAUGUGUAACAGAGUGGAGAAUGGGCGCUUAAUGGGGCACACCACAAGCAAGCGACUUAACCACUAUGCAAAAGAGCCAGGCUCGUGUGCAUUUGUGGUUAUAGAGUUUGUAAGCGCACUGGCAGGGGUCCGAAUUGGUAAUGGCAUUACACACACCACUGCCCGUUACACAUGGUUGUGGUCAUUUUGGUUCUAGCUACUCAGAAGGUUGAAAGAAAGAGUUGCUAGUGUUCCUACCCUAAACAAAUCAAUCAAUAAAAAUACAUAAUCUACACUGUAUUUUAAGUAAUAAUGAACCACACAAUCUCUAACUCAUCAUUUUCUGCACACUUUUCUGUAGGCACACAAAUAAAGUUCAAUCUUGAAUCACUACAGUAUUAAUCAACCAACAUUAUAACAAGCUCUCUGCUAGCACUCCUGUGUUUGUUCAGUGGCGAGUUAGCUCUGAGAUAGCUCUGUGAAGCUUUGUGUAUUAGCCCUGGGAUUGACAGCAACAGUGGUUUUGGUUAACUAAUAAUAAACCAUUACAGAAACCGAUCCGUAGUGUCACUGGGUAUAUUCAUGGAUACACUUGCUGCUUUUCAACAGUUAUUUUUCAGGGGUUCACAAAAUGCUGGAAAUAAAGGGUAGGUGUUUAACUGGGGUUCUGCAUUGGAAUACCAGUACACCUGUGAAUUAUACAACAGGUUUCACCCCUUUCAGUUUCUGACCAGCUGAGCUGAUGACACGCCCUGAUUGAGUGGGGCGGAGAUACUGGUAUCUACAGUCAACAACAGGAAAGCGUCAGGUAUGAUUGAAGCCUGUUUCACUUGCUGUGAUUUCCCUUAUCUUGAGUAUCUCUUCCCUGGCUGCAUUUGGUCAGCCAUUGAACAUGACCAACAGUUUCAAUUAUGCUCAAAAGUAAAUGACUCCAACAGGCUAGUGAUUACAGUUUCUUACAGUAUUGUGUGAGCCCCUGAAAAAUAAAGGUUGAAAAGGAGUGUGCGUAUUGAAGGUGUUUCUUCAGCAGCAUUGUGUGCCACUCUCACUAUGACCAGUCAGGUGUUGGGCCACUCCAUCUUAGGAGGAGCCGUCCAACCAAAUGGAGCGGGGUGGGGGGGUGGGGCUUCUAUUACCAGGUUAGUGUAGUUUAGAUACCAGUGCCAAAAACAUUAGUAUCCCGUUGCUAUUUCUAUCAGGAUCCCAGUGCCAUUGUCCCUCGUUGCACAAUGUGACAGAGGGGCUGUGCAACCAAAACUGACCUCCUUUCUGUGGCUCGUUCUUUUUAAUAGAAAAGAACAUUACAGUUAUUAUUCACGAUACCCUACAACAGCUGAUGCCUGCGCUGUGAAUGGCAGGAUUGUUUUCUUUUCUCUCAGAAAGAAAAAUACAGCAGCAUCUGGGAUGUAUCACAUCACUCUGUCCUGAGAAAGUGCCAUACCACCACCUGCUGGGGGUAUUUGGAAUAGAGGGAGAGUUUCCCCAUACGAGAGCUGUCUGCUCUCCUGCUCAAACUGUGUCUGAGUCACUCCUCGUACACAGAGCCAGUCAAGUAUUUGUUGUGCCAGUUAAAACAUGAUCAAGCAAGUUUGUAAGAAAGUCAAGCAGUCCAACUGACGCUGAAGAAGGCCGUAGCCAAAUUGUUUAAAUUUGCUAUUGUGGAAAAAACAUCAGAGCUACACAGACAUACACAACCGUGAACACUAUGAUGUAGGCUAUAAGUUCAUGGUAUCACUAAACACCUUUCCUUACUGAUUGGUCAUUCCAAAUGCUUUCAACUGAGAUCCAAUCAUGUACCGGAUUCAACACAGGCCCCGCCUAUCUUCCCUCCCCCAGCUGUCCUGUUACCCAGGGUUUUAUUUCAACAGAAAGUUUGUAUCAUUUUUGGUUCAGCAGAAAAAAGUUUGUAUUUUUGUUUUUCAGAAGACCAGUUACUUGUAGAUUUCUUACUUUGUAUAAAAUACAGAUGAAAUAUAUCCUUGUUAUUUAUUGUCCGGUUCCAGUGUGCUCUGGAAUUGGGCCCGUGUGAAGGACAGGGGAUAGGCCAGUUCACCCAGCUCCUCCUAUACAUGUUACUGGUUUUGUUGUUUCAAUGUGAAUAAAACAUGUUUUAGUUAAAC